Messenger RNA from Penaeus monodon (black tiger shrimp), 4126 nucleotides. RefSeq lists its product as uncharacterized. The record is from RefSeq and is a predicted model, not a curated record. The coding region runs from base 155 to 3973 and encodes 1272 amino acids. The transcript has 2 exons. Lineage: Eukaryota; Metazoa; Arthropoda; Malacostraca; Decapoda; Penaeidae.
UUGUAUAAUAUUUCGUGUAUCUUUCCAGGUCCAGAAGGAACGAAAAGCGUGUCAGGAGGCAUGGCUGCAACAGACGAAACUCGGGUGAACUGAAUACACACACUAACCAAAUGCUUCGGCGUACUGCUGGAAUGGUGAGAGGUUCUUGUGCAUAAUGCUACCCACAGCUCAACCCGUUUUGCUUCCUGACGAUCACCUAUUACUCCGCUACUAUGCCGCCGUCUUCCGUGUGGUGCGUCCUGUAUUCUGCAAAAUCCUCCAGCUUCUCUCUAGCAACAGAUCCAACAUGAAGGAACUGCUGCUACAUUGCCCAGGAUACUCCAAUUCCCAGUACCGGAAGGAGUUCGGAGAUCAGGAAAGGUAUUUGUUGGAUAGUAAUGCGCCUUGCGAACAGUUUGAUAUCUCGCUUCUGUUCAAGCUGCUGCAACGCAUAUGCGGCCUGGCUGCCAGAAAUCAUUCCAGUUGGUCAUCUCCUGGUACUCUAGAAAAUCAUCUUCAGUGUUUGAAAAAUUACCGGAAUGAACUGGCCCACGAGGAUCUGCAAUUGAGUCAAGCCGAGUUGCAGCAGCGAAUUGCAGCAAUAAAGAAUAGGUGCCGUGAAGCAUUAGUAUUGUCAGCCCAAAAGACUCACACUUGUGUGGAUGCCUUAAUUAGAGAGGUGGAAGAUAGCCUAGACGAAGUCAUGACAGCAGGGGUUGACCUGUGGGAGCCUUACAGGGAGGCAGUGCAAAAACUUCGACAGAAGCGCCGGAAUCUUGUGAUAAGAGAAGGAAAGAAGGAAAUAAGUAACCAUGCUCAGAAAUUACGUAUCCUUAAUCCAUUUGCUUGGCUGACUGAUGAUCACUUUUCUUAUCUUGACAUCAGUGAGAUCUUUACCGAAGUUCAGAUAAUGGGCGAAGGAUACGUGAGGCUUGAAGAUCUCUUGAUCACCGCUCACCCAUCCAGCCAACCUCCUUAUGUUAUAGUUUUAUGUGGGUGUCCCGGUAUUGGUAAGACCAGCUUAAUGCGCUUCCUGCUGCAUGACUGGCUAUCCUCUUCGCCCUCAGUGUCUGGUAUGAGGGAUUUUGAACUUGUGAUGCCAGUGGAAUUGAGGCACGUGAGUAGCAAAAGUGUUGAACAGCUGUUGCGUGAACAGUUGAUUCCUGAAACGUGCAGACUGUUCCAUCAAGAUGACAUAGUCCCCGUUUUACAGGAAGUGUCAUUGUUGUGGCUUGUUGAUGGUUUUGAUGAAGCCAAUGAAGAUGCACUGAGGCUUACCGAAGAACUGUUGUCCAGAUUCAGAAAUUCAAGAGUUAUAAUUACUUCGCGUAGAGAAUGUGUGAAUGAGAUUAAGCUGAUGCUAAGUAAUCACCAUCUGACUAGUAUGGAAUAUAACAUGGUAGGAUUAUAUGAUGAAGACAGAGAAUUAUAUAUCCAGAAACUCUUUAAUGUUUACUCCCGUAAACAUUUAUGCGAUAAAAGCCGGUGUGUAGAUUUCAAAAAUUACAUUAAGAAAGAAAAAAAAAACCUAAAACUAAUCCUCAGUGUUCCACUUUAUCUAGUCAUGCUUUUCACGCUUUGGCUGGAAAAUCCCACGAGAGUAAAUGGGGCUACAACUGUCACUAGUCUUUUCCAGUUACUUGUUGAUCACAUUGUUACCCGGAUGUCCAAGAGAAAGAAAUUCAUUACGCUGAGACUUGCAGAGAGAGAAAUCCAGAGAAAGAUCGGAAAGGUCCUAAACAAAAUUGGAAAAGCUUUUUGGGAAAAUUCAUCACAAAGAAAGUAUUGUCUUACAAAAUGUCAAUUAGACCAGAUAGAAGACAUGUGUGAAAAUCUGGGUCUACCGUUCAGAGAAACAAUGUCUCCUUUUUUCAUUGUGCAAGUAAUUGCUUCAUCAAUUGGGACAGAAGAGAUGUACGAACCGCUUCACAGAACUGUCCAGGAGUUCCUUGCUGCACAAUCAUUUUGUAAAGAGAUGAUUGAAAGAGAUAUAGAUGUUUUGACUUUAGCUGCACAGUGGAAAGAGCAGCAUGAACAGUAUCUAGAAAAUGUUGCUGAGAUUGACGAUGCUUCGAGAUCUCACAGUAGCAAGUUUAUGGUCAAGAAACUUCACGAAGCAAAAGCCAGCUCCUUUGAGGAUUUCGAGUUCAUAACAACAAAAAACAUGUUUUCUAAUAGACCUUGUUGUUAUAGAGACAUGGUUGUACCCUGUUCUGAAGUGGAAGAUCCUGACGAAUUUGAAAGAUAUCUUACCUACACACAUUUCUCACCGAUCUUUUUUGGAAGUUUGAUACCAGUGUUUAUGGUUGGGUACCUUAAAACACACAAAGCACUAACAAAAACAAGGUCAGAACAAAUUGUGUAUAUUUGUAUUUGUGAGCUGGGUAAUAUAAAACAGUACGACCUUUGGAUAAGCUUAAUUAAGGAAGCAGAUGAUCCAGUGAUGAUAAAGGAAAUUCAGGAUCAAGUUGGUUCUUUCGAUUGGUGUCCUAGGUAUAGUUCUUGGGUCAGUGUUUUAGAGUUAAUGGAGUUUGUCAUCCCUAAAUCAAUAUCAAUCCAUGCAUGUGAUAACUAUGAUGCUAACAUUGAAGCUACAGUGCAGAAGAUCUCCCGUUUCAAGGCUGAACUUGUACUCGAUUUACGGAACUGGACCAUGUUGAAUUAUAUCGAACUGACAAAAAAAUGCUUGGCCGCAGCCCUUCAUACAGAAGCUUCAUGCAGCGUCACAUAUCUCAGCUGCCGUGCAGAUAAAGAUAUUUUGGAACUGCUUGCACGGGCACAUCAUUUAGAGGCGCUUUCCGUACGAGUGGACACUCUUGGAGAUCUGCAAAGUCUAUCAAAAAUCAUCCUCACCCUGCCCAAAUUAAAAGAUAUUUCAAUUUUACCAAUGUUCACUCUGUCAAAUGUACCUUAUAGAGACCUUCCAACAUUUAGCAUCUGUCACAUGAUUCUCUGUAAAAGGAUGUUGAAAUGGAAUAUGCUUAUGGGAGUAUCGAAAGCAAGGUCGAUGAUGUCCUUUUUUCAGUUCGGUUCAGAAACCUUCACACUAGAUCUUCCUGUAGAAAGACUCCCGUCGCUCAAGUGCAGAAGAAAACCUCCGGCACUUGUGUUUCGAGUGAAACGGAAACGAGGCAGACAUUGUCAGAGAUCCAGAUCUCCUUCAACAGUUCCAUACCCUGAACACUUACAAGUGUUUGAAACAUUUAUUGAAAUGGUUAUAAAAUUAUAUGGAUUGCCUUCAGCCCAUUGUCAUAAGGGCUGUGUUUGGCGAAAGGAGGCCUCAGUCCUUUGCCCAAAGGAGUGCUGCCAUUCAUUUAGCGCCUUAGACACUCAGGUCCAUUCUAAUGUAAGAGGAAAGUCUCAUCAUAUUAAAACAAUAAGGUACCAUCGACGAAGUUUGAUAAGAUUGCGUUCCUUAUAUAAAACUCUGUGGAAGUUUCUCUGUGAAGUUUAUGGAAGAAAUUGUAGUGCCUACAGGAGAAUCUAUGAUCAGAAUAUCAGGGUAAUGUGCAUCCAGUUACAUGACCAAGAUAUAUGGGAGCACAUAGAGGAUCCUAACAUAUACCUUCUGAAAGUUUGUGAAUUACUAAUGUAUCAGCACCUCAUAUGUAUCCAGCAACAUAAAAGGUUCCUUAUUAGAAGUAACCGUAAAUUCCGAAGUGUGGCGCCUGUGAGAUUAAUAAUUGUAGAUGCAUUUUCACUCGCUCCAAAACGUCUAGCAGCAGCAGUACAUAAAUUGUGUCAGAAGCCUAUGGGGAUUUAUCUUCAUGGCAGUGUAGAUAUGUCUGUAAGCCUGGAGGAUCUUGCAGAAUAUGUGUGGAAACUCAGUACUGCAUUUCCAUCUGCAGUUGAAAUAGAAAUCGAAAUACCAGUAUAUAGACAUGAAAUGGAGAAAAUACCUAUAUUAGCUUCCGUAAUCAGCAGCCUGAAGCUACAUAUUGAGAAAAGUGCACCGCUAUUUAACUUCGAUGCAUAUUUGACACUGGAGAUUUAAAAGGAGAGGAAAGCUUAUAAAAAGCGUCACUGAAUUAAUUAUGAGAUAUGUAAAGAGAGGUAAUACCAUUUUACAUGGUGGUUAAUUCAUUAAGAAGGAGUAAUAGAACUAUUAACAAUUUUAACCCAUUAUAAAUAAAACUCUUUAAUAAAU